GGCCGCCCGGCCGGAGCGGAGCGGAGCGGAGCGGGCCGGGGGCGGCCAUGGCGGCGGGCGGGGAGGCGGAGGGCUGCGAGCACUACCGGCGCGGCUGCCUGCUGCGGGCGCCGUGCUGCGGGAAGCUGUACGCCUGCCGGCUGUGCCACGAUGGCGCCGAGGAGCACCGGCUGGAUCGUUUCCGCGUCGCCGAGGUGCAGUGCACCCGCUGCCGCCUCCUGCAGAAGGCCCAGCAGCGCUGCGAGGGCUGCCACAGCCUCUUCGGCGAGUAUUACUGCGGGAUCUGCCACCUCUUCGACCGCGACAAGAAGCAGUACCACUGCGCCGAGUGCGGCAUCUGCAGGAUUGGUCCAAAGGAAGAUUUUUUCCACUGUUCAAAAUGCAAUUUAUGUCUAAGCUUGAGUCUUCGAGGAAAGCACAAGUGUAUUGAAAAUGUCUCCAGGCAGGACUGUCCGAUAUGUUUGGAGGAUAUUCACACAUCUCGUGUUGGAGCUCACGUUCUGCCAUGUGGUCACCUUCUUCACAGAACAUGUUACGAGGACAUGCUAAAGGAAGGUUACAGGUGUCCUUUGUGCAUGCACUCAGCUUUAGAUAUGACAAGGUACUGGCGUCAGCUGGAUGAUGAAGUAGCGCAGACUCCUAUGCCCACAGAGUACCAGAACAUGAUGGUGGAGAUCCUUUGCAAUGACUGCCAUGCCCGGUCUACAGUACAGUUCCAUCUCCUAGGCAUGAAGUGCAAAAACUGUGAAUCGUACAACACUGCACAAGACGGAAGAUGCCGGCUGACUUUGGAGGAGCAGUGACCAAGAUACGCGCUGCAUUCAGCUGGAUGAGGAAAACUGCCAUGGAAGAGACUGUUUAAAAAAAAAAAAAAAAAAAAAAAAACCAAACCACUUGUCAGUAAAAACCUAUUUGAAGUUGUCACGGAACCAAUGGAAUGGUUACAAGAUUUAAUUAAUGCUGGUGCAAAGGAAUUUUGGUAGUUGUGCCCCCCCUCCCUAGUAGCUGGGGCACAGCGCAGUCAGGCCCUUCAGGAGGUUCCCCAUCGAGCAGUGUGAUGCCUGACGAAGGUUAGUUUCUAGAGAGAAGGGCACCCUUCAGAAGAACUGUUCACUGUCUCAGGGACAGCCCAGAAAAAUAACUAACGAGAUGCAGAAUGAGAAAUGCUCAGCAGCUGACACAGCAGAAGAUGCUUUGGGGCAGCUGAAGGUUGUGAGCAUAACAGGAGGUGGAGGUACAGCUAUUCUGGUCACAGCUGUUGGCGAAAAUGGGUAGCUCUGGGAGCGGCCUUUUUACAUAAAGCUGACAUCCGCAAAGUUUUUAUGCGAGUACAUUUUGUUCCUUUUAAAUGACACGUUCGCAGGCCUCGCAGCCAUCGGUGGUGCAAGUGGCUAGAGAAGGGUGAGCUUGCAGAAAUCGCAUCCUUCGGCUUGAUUUGUUGACACAUGCGUGAACACCUACAGAAUCUGCUUCGAAACAAGGCUGGCCUGCCUGCCUGUGUGCGGCCAACGGCCUAAAAACCAAGCCACGAGGCUGCCCUUCUCCCCCAGACACCCAGCUGCUCUGCUGUCAAUCUUCACUCAGAUUCCUUUGCCAGCUCCAGUCGCCUUUACACCGAUUUUCGCCUCAUUUUGCUUUAUUCACUUACAAAGGCCAAGGUGUCGUAGGGUUUUAGCUGUGUAUGUAGCUUGAUGUUUUGAUGGUUAAGUACACGAAGCGAAGCACGUACUGUUGUCAGGAUUGACACUGGACCAACUCGUUUGGGCUGAGCCUGCGAUGUUUGCUAAAGCAACAGCAGUUCGUAGAGGCACUCAAGUAGUGCGGGGACCAAUUUUUCUGUGGUUUGGGGGUUUUUUAAUUGUAUCUUGUUUCGUUGCGGGGAGAGAAUGGAGGACGGAAGAGUGCUUUCAAAAAAAAAAAACAACAAACCUUCACACACUUUUUACGUAAAAUCUUGCCCGUGGUGUUUUGCAGUCUAAAUAUUAGAGGAAGUUUUUAGUUUCUGAGAAUUUCAGAACAUGCAGAUAGUUACCAAUAUUGAAAUAAAGCAUUAAAAAAAAAAAAAGCCCAGUUACUCUUUACCAUACAAUUACUUUUUUUUAACUUGUUCUACUGUAAAAUGAACAGCUUCUUAAUCUGACAGUGCCCCGUUAUGUAUAAAUAUUAGGACUGGGAUGAUGGCAUUACUGUAGCUUGCCUUUACUGCAGUAUUUUUUUUCUGAAGCACUUUUCUCACUGCUAUAAAUAAAUGCAAAAUAACUUCUUU
This is a messenger RNA of Tyto alba (common barn owl), 2266 nucleotides long. It is a transcript of the gene RCHY1, whose product is annotated as ring finger and CHY zinc finger domain containing 1. The coding region runs from base 48 to 803 and encodes 251 amino acids. The transcript has 9 exons. Gene Ontology annotation, molecular function: zinc ion binding; ubiquitin protein ligase activity. Gene Ontology annotation, cellular component: nucleus. Gene Ontology annotation, biological process: ubiquitin-dependent protein catabolic process; protein ubiquitination. The record is from RefSeq and is a predicted model, not a curated record. NCBI's taxonomy places the organism in Eukaryota, Metazoa, Chordata, Aves, Strigiformes, Tytonidae.